AUGGAGAGCGAGCGCGACAUGUACCGCCAGUUCCAGGACUGGUGCCUGCGGACUUACGGGGACUCGGGCAAGACCAAGACGGUGACCCGCAAGAAAUACGAGCGCAUCGUGCAGCUCCUCCACGGCGCCGAGUCCAGCUCCACGGACAACGCGAAAUUUAAAUUCUGGGUCAAGUCCAAGGGCUUCCAGCUGGGCCAGCCCCCCGAGGAGGUCCGCGCGGGCGGCGGCGGCGCCAAGCCGGUGCUCUACGUGCCGGUCAAGACCACGGAUGGCGUAGGGGUGGACGAGAAGCUGUCCCUGCGGCGGGUGGCCGUGGUGGAAGAUUUCUUCGACAUCAUCUACUCCAUGCAUGUGGAGACGGGGCCCAAUGGGGAGCAGAUUCGGAAGCACGCUGGGCAGAAGAGGACGUACAAAGCAAUCUCAGAGAGCUACGCCUUCCUACCCAGAGAGGCUGUGACACGGUUCCUCAUGAGCUGCUCCGAGUGCCAGAAAAGGAUGCACUUAAACCCUGACGGAGCCGAUCACAAAGACAAUGGGAAGCCUCCCACGUUGGUGACCAGCAUGAUUGACUACAACAUGCCCAUCACCAUGGCCUACAUGAAGCACAUGAAACUACAGCUGCUCAGCUCACAGCAAGACGAGGAUGAAAGCUCAAUAGAAAGUGACGAAUUUGACAUGAGCGAUUCCACGCGGAUGUCAGCCGUGAACUCUGAUCUCAGCUCCAAUCUCGAGGAAAGAGUGCAGAGUCCCCAGGCUCUUCAAGGCCAGCAGGACGAUGAUUCCGCUGCAGAGAGCUUUAAUGGCAAUGAGACUGUGGGGCAAAGUUCGAUUGCUUCAGGGGGAACGCACAGCAGGGAGAUGGGCGACUCCAGUGGGGAUGGCAAACCUGGGCUGGAGCAGGACCAGCAGCCACUGAACCUGAGCGACAGUCCCCUCUCAGCACAGCUCACUUCGGAGUACAGAACCGAGGACCACAGCAGUGAUGGAAAAAGCAAAUACAAGAAUCUUCUAAUUUCUGACCUCAAGAUGGAACGGGAGGCGAGAGAAAAUGGAAGCAAGUCCCCUGCACACAGCUACUCCAGCUACGACUCCAGCAAGCCCGAGGGCGGGGAGCGGGGGGCCGAGGACCUGUCCCUGCACCGGGGCGACGAGGAUGAGGAUGAACACGAGGACCACGACGACGCCGAGAAGGUGGCCGAGACGGACGGCAGCGUGGAGGCCGAGCGGCUGAAGGCUUUCAACAUGUUUGUCAGGCUGUUUGUAGAUGAAAACUUGGACCGAAUGGUCCCAAUCUCUAAGCAGCCCAAAGAAAAGAUCCAGGCUAUCAUUGACUCAUGCAGGCGACAAUUCCCUGAGUACCAAGAGCGUGCCCGAAAGCGCAUCCGUACUUACCUCAAGUCCUGCAGGCGGAUGAAAAGAAGUGGUUUUGAGAUGUCGCGACCUAUCCCUUCCCACCUUACCUCAGCAGUUGCAGAGAGCAUCCUGGCCUCGGCCUGUGAGAGUGAGAGCAGGAAUGCCGCCAAGAGGAUGCGCCUGGAGAAGCAGCAGGACAAGUCCGUUCCGGCUGACAAGCAGAGCAAACCCGAGGUGGCCCAGGCCACGCUCACAGCCUCCGCGGUCUCAGGCUCCCAGGAGGUGCUGUACAUCAAUGGCAACGGGACCUACAGUUACCAUAGCUACAGAGGCCUCGGAGGGGGGCUGCUGAGUCUGAGCGACGCUUCCAGUAGCGGGCCCACGGACCUGAGCAUGAAGAGGCAGCUGGCGCCCAGCUCCGGGUCCGCCAGCAGCGCCAGCUCCAGGCCGCAGCUGAGUCCCACCGAGAUCAACGCCGUGCGGCAGCUCGUGGCCGGGUAUCGGGAAUCGGCUGCGUUUUUAUUGCGUUCCGCAGACGAACUGGAAAACCUUAUUUUACAGCAGAACUGA
Messenger RNA from Pipistrellus nathusii (Nathusius's pipistrelle), 1923 nucleotides. The record is from the annotation of a GenBank genome assembly. NCBI's taxonomy places the organism in Eukaryota, Metazoa, Chordata, Mammalia, Chiroptera, Vespertilionidae.